Sorghum bicolor (sorghum) is the source of this 1973-nucleotide messenger RNA. Its product is annotated as UNC93-like protein 3. The transcript is spliced from 10 exons. Bases 212 to 1549 code for a protein of 445 amino acids. NCBI's taxonomy places the organism in Eukaryota, Viridiplantae, Streptophyta, Magnoliopsida, Poales, Poaceae. Gene Ontology annotation, biological process: potassium ion homeostasis. The record is from RefSeq and is a predicted model, not a curated record.
UAAUCGCGGCCGGCAUCCUCCCGUCGUCAUCGUCGUCCUCCUCCCGUUCCCCCAAAUCACAAGCACGCCCGAAGAACACCAGCAGAACAAUCACUUGUGCUAGGCGACAGACGGCAAACCGCAGAGCGCAGAGAGCACGCCACCUGCCCACGCCACGCCACCCACCACCUCCUCGCCCCCCCAAUUUCGCCUGCUCGUCCCCAACGUCUCCAUGGCGGGCGCGGACGCCGAGCUCGCGGCGGCCACCGGCGACGUCGAGGAGGCCGCGCCCCUGGUCCCCGGCCCCGGCGCCCGCCGCGCGCCCGCCCCGCCGACGACGGGGGCGGUCCGCGACGUGCGCCUGCUGAGCUCCGCCUUCCUCUUCGUGUUCCUCGCCUACCACGCCGCGCAGAACCUCCAGAGCACCGUCAACACGGACGAGAACCUGGGCGACAUCUCGCUGGGCGUGCUCUACACGUCGUUCACGGCCUUCUCGGCGGUGGGCUCCGCGGUGGUGCGGUGGAUGGGGUCCAAGCGCGCGCUCGCGGUCGGCACCUCCGGCUACCUCCUCUUCAUCGCCGCCAACCUCGUUCCCUCCUGGUACACAAUGGUGCCAGCUUCACUCUAUCUUGGUUUUACUGCAUCAAUCAUUUGGGUUGGGCAGGGUACAUACCUUACAUCAGCUGCGCUCAGUCAUGCAAGAGAAAAUAAUUUCCCAGAGGGUCCAACUUUAGGGAGCUUCAAUGGGGAGUUUUGGGGAAUGUUUGCUAGCACACAGGUGAUUGGAAAUUUGAUCUCGCUUGCUCUGCUGAGAAAUGGAAAGGAUGGUGGAAGUGUCACAGGGAAAAAUCUUCUGUUUGCUGUGUUUCUUGGUUGUAUGAUUGUGGGCAUUGUAUUAAUGUGUUUACUUUCGAAAAGAGAUGAGAAAAGAGAUAAUACCCCAACACAUUCCUCAUUUGGAGUUAUGUUAAAGUACAUCAUUGCACCACUUAAGGACCAAAGAAUGCUUCUUACCAUUCCUCUUAUAGCAUAUUCAGGUUUACAACAGGCAUUUGUUUGGGCUGUAUUCACAAAGAGUAUUGUAACACCUGUUCUUGGCAUCAGCGGCGUCGGUGGAGCCAUGGCAAUUUAUGGUGCAGCUGAUGUAGUUUGUUCAUUGGUUGCUGGACGAUUGACCUCCGGACUUCGCUCAGCAGCAUUUAUAGUGUCGGUUGGAGCUAUUCUUCAGGCCAUAGUCCUAUUCUGGUUGCUUCUAUUUUACAGUCCAAUGGAUGGACUGCUUGGCGCAGCGAUCCCACUAUUCAUAGGUGCCUUGUGGGGUGUGGGUGAUGGUGUCUUGAAUACACAGUUAAGUGCAUUACUAGGGCUGCUGUUCGAAGAUGUCAAGGAGGCUGCCUUUGCACAGCUGAAGGUGUGGCAGUCAGGCGCCAUCGCAGUCAUCUUUUUCCUGAGCCCAAGCAUCACGCUGGAAGCCAUGCUUAUCCUGAUGGCCGCGUCCCUCGUCAUCUCCUUUGGCUCAUUCCUGCUCCUUACUCUUGUCGUUGAGAAAUCAUCACCCGUCAUCGCCUGAAGUGAAACCAUUUCCUGAUGUCCAGGCCGUCGCCAGUGUGACUUUGUCAGUAUUACCAGUGGUCUGAGCAGCGCUGUUGUUGUAUGAUUGUUUCCACUAUUCAUCAGAAAUGCAGCAUCCAUCGAGUACGCCAUUGGUUUCCACUAUACAUGCACCAUAUUAAUGCCAUUGGUUUCAGGCAGCCAUUGAGCCUGUCAGUACUGGUCCGAAGCUGUUGCAGUCCGUGAAAUGGGGAAAGAAACCGUCGAUUUGGGCAGCUUCGUGCUUGUCAGUACUGGUCCUUUCUCCUUUUGCAUGUCUGCAGCAAUGUUGCUGUAAAAAAAAAAGAUGGUGUAAGAAAUGUUCUUUCAUUUGGACCACAGGAUUCGUUGUAAACAUCACAUUUCACAUCCAGUGAGAGUUAAUGGUCUUCUGUUGUUUUCUA